Messenger RNA from Musa acuminata subsp. malaccensis (wild Malaysian banana), 1813 nucleotides. Its product is annotated as cytochrome P450 CYP94D108. The record is from RefSeq and is a predicted model, not a curated record. NCBI's taxonomy places the organism in Eukaryota, Viridiplantae, Streptophyta, Magnoliopsida, Zingiberales, Musaceae. Gene Ontology annotation, molecular function: monooxygenase activity; iron ion binding; oxidoreductase activity, acting on paired donors, with incorporation or reduction of molecular oxygen.
UGCUUUCCAAGAGAUACAGGAUCAUCCAAAAAAGUCCAAUCACAGAUCAAUUACAAGGUUUUUGGUUUUCCAGUUCUGUCCUCUCCCCGCCUCAACAAUUCUCUCAUUGUUUUAGGGCGGCAGCUUGAACACCGUCACCAACACGCCAACAAUCUCCUCGGUAAGGACUGAGGAGGGUGGGCAACGCAGUUGGCAAAAUGGAGCUCUGUUUUUUGUCCCUUGUCCUCUUCUUCUCGCUCCUUUUCUCCGCCCUUCUUCUCUUCUUCAAGCCCCGAUGCUCGCGACACAGUAGUAAUCCGGGCAAGUUCACCCCCCUCGGGAGCUACCCCGUCGUAGGUAAUAUUCCCCAUCUCGUCAAGAACAGCCGCCGCAUGCUGGACUGGUCCACGGAGCUCAUCCUGGCCUCUCCCACCCCCACGGUCACCGUCGCCCCCUUCGUCUUCACCGCCAACCCCGCCAACGUGGAGCACGUCGCCAAGACUCGCUUCGCCAACUACCCUAAGAGCGAGGCCAUCAUCUCGACGAUCCGCGAUUGCCUCGGCGGUGGCAUCCUCAACACCAACGGCGAGGAGUGGCGCCUCCAGCGCAAGGCCGCCAGCUACGAGUUCAACACCAGGUCCCUCCGCGCCUUCGUACUCGACAAGGUGCGCCACGAGCUCCUCGGCCGGCUGCUUCCUUGUUUGGCGGAAGCCAGUCGUGGCGGCUUGGUGUUGGACCUCCAGGACGUGCUUGAACGCUUCGCGUUCGACAACAUCUGCAGUCUGGUGUUCGGGGAGGACCCCAGAUGCCUCGGGGGUGGAAGCGAGGAGGGGGAGCGGUUCUUCCACGCGUUCGACGAGGCCACGCGCCUCAGCGUUGAUCGGGCGAUGCAGCCGUUCACGCUCGUUUGGAGGAUCAAGAAGUGGCUCGACAUCGGAACUGAGCGGCAGCUGCGGGAGUCGAUGGAGAUCGUCCACGGAUUUGUUGACCGAUGUGUGCGGUCGAGUAGAGACCCGCAGAGCGGCGGCCAUGAUUUCCUCUCUCGAUUUGCAUUGGGAAGCGCCAAUUCCGACGAGUACCUUCGCGACAUCCUCAUCAGCUUCGUGCUAGCCGGGCGCGACACCACGCCCUCGGCGCUCACCUGGUUCUUCUGGGCCCUCUCCUCACGGCCCGAUGUGGUGGACAAGAUAAGGGAUGAAGUCAAACAGAUCCGAUCUCGACAACGAGAAGGAAACAUCGGCGAGGAGUCGUUCACGCUGGAGGAACUGAGGGACAUGAACUACCUGCAUGCGGCCAUAUCCGAGUCGCUGCGACUGUACCCGCCGGUGCCGCUUGUGGUGAGGGAGUGCCGAGAGGCGGACGAGCUGCCGGACGGCGUACGAGUGGGAAGGGGAUGGUUGGUGAUGUACAACGCGUAUGCUAUGGGGAGAAGGGAGGCGAUAUGGGGACCGGACGGCGGGCAGUUCAGGCCUGAGCGAUGGCUAGAUGAGGGGGUGUUCCAGCCAAAAAGCCCAGCAUUCUACCCGGUGUUCCACACGGGGCCGAGGACGUGCUUGGGGAAGGACAUGGCCUACAUCCAGAUGAAGGCGUUGGCAGCCUGCAUCUUGGAGAGGUUCGAUGUGGAGUUGGCGGCCGAGAGGGGGAGACACCAGCUGGCGAUGACGAUGAGGAUGGAGGGAGGCUUGCCGGUGAGGGUGAAGACGGAAUUACGCCCAAGUGUUUGACGAAAUGUCUUGCCCUAAAGAUAUGCCAGUUGAAUCUCUUCACCAUUCCGUACUAUUUUGUUUGAUAUUUUUAUGGGUAAAUUCUUAAAAAAAAUUAUUCGCUUUUUGCC